AUGCAGUCUGUCACCAUCCCCACCAAGGGUAUCACGUUCUCCUACCUCGACAGCGGCGUCCCUGCAGACGCAGCCACCGCCGAGACAUUCAUCGUUAUCCACGGUCACAGCUUCAAUGCCAAUGUAUGGCAGAAUGUCAUGGCGCAGGCGCCCUCGCACGGGGCCCGCAUCAUCGCUAUCAACCGGCGCAACUACCCUGGCUCGACGGAGUACGAUCGCGCUGAGGCGGAGACCUUCGCCAACGGCUCGCUGAUUGACCGUGUUGCCCUCAUGAAGGAGGAAGGCGCUAUCCUCGACUUGAUGGUCGACGCCCUUGUGAGCCAGCUUGGCCUGCGCUCUGUCAACGUAGUCGGCUGGUCCAUGGGCAACGCAUUCCUGAUGUCCAUGAUCGCCGCCAUCGUUUCCCUCCCUGCUUCCACUGCCCAGCGUUUGCAGGCCGCCGUCAAGACCUUCGUCAUGUGGGAUGCCCCCAUCACCGCCCUCGGCUUCGAGGGCUACGAGUACAACACGCCGCUUUACGACGAAUCCAUCCCGCCCGAAGCGCGCGGCUUCGCCUUCGUCAAGUGGGUCUCCAGCUACUUCGUGCACGACCUCGACACCCCCGCGCGCGACCUCGCGCAGCUCAAGGUUUUCGACGCGGACCUCACCCGCCCGCCGACCAUCGAGAAGAUGGGCGAGAAGAUCAUGGCGGUCGCGAGCAUGCAAGAGAGCCUCGUCGCGGACGUGCCGAUCGUGAGCGACGCGUUCCAGCCCGUGCUCGCGGAGAUCCGCCGCGCGGCGCUGUUCUCGCCGGCCGUCGCGGCGUGCUGGCCGCAGUCGCGCGUCGUGUACCUGUGGAACUCGAGCAGCUGCUGGAAUGUGGUGUGGGCGUCGUGGACGGUCGAGAAGGAGGCGAAGGCCGCAGGCGGCGUCGGCAUGCCGUUGAAGUUCAAGAUCCUUGAGGGCGGUAACCAUAUGUCGCACUGGGACCUCCCCGAAAAGACCAUGGCCACCUUCGUCGAAAGCGUCAAGGCGUAA
This is a messenger RNA of Schizophyllum commune H4-8, 1017 nucleotides long. Its product is annotated as alpha/beta-hydrolase. The coding region runs from base 1 to 1017 and encodes 338 amino acids. The record is from RefSeq and is a predicted model, not a curated record. The transcript has 5 exons. NCBI's taxonomy places the organism in Eukaryota, Fungi, Basidiomycota, Agaricomycetes, Agaricales, Schizophyllaceae.